Messenger RNA from Pristis pectinata (smalltooth sawfish), 5578 nucleotides. Its product is annotated as collagen alpha-1(V) chain-like. NCBI's taxonomy places the organism in Eukaryota, Metazoa, Chordata, Chondrichthyes, Rhinopristiformes, Pristidae. Gene Ontology annotation, molecular function: heparin binding; extracellular matrix structural constituent. The record is from RefSeq and is a predicted model, not a curated record.
GCCAUGGAUAUCCGAAGCUCUCCUUCCCGGAGGAAAAGGAAAAGCUGGAUGUGGGACACGAGUUUAUCUGUUUUAACUUUGACAUUAGUCCUGUGGCAAUCGACGGGGGUCGGGGCAGCCGACCCUGUAGAUGUUUUACGAGUGUUGCAGUUUAACGCGUUACCUGAAGGAGUAAGAAAAACCACCGGCUUCUGUCCCAAGAGGAAAUCCACGUCCAGUCCAGAUGUGGCCUACCGGAUAUCCAAAAAGGCCCAAAUCAGCGCUCCCACCAAACAACUGUUCCCAGGCUCGCAGUUCCCCGAGGACUUCUCCAUCAUGGCGCUGGUGAAACCCAAGGCAGGCUCGCAGGCCUUUCUGCUGUCCGUGUACAGCGAGCAGGGUCUGCAGCAGAUCGGCAUGGAACUGGGGCGCUCCCCCGUCUUCCUGUAUGAGGACCAGAACGGCAAGCCCGCCCCCGAGGACUACCCCAUCUUUGGAGGCGUCAACCUGUCCGAUGGGAAGUGGCAUCGACUGGCUAUCAGCGUGCAAAAGAAGAAAAUCACCAUGAUUGUGGACUGCAAGAAAACGGUGACCAAACUCCUGCCCCGCAGCAACAAGCCCGUCGUCGACACCAAGGGCAUCGUGGUGUUUGGAACCAGGAUCCUGGACGAGGAGGUUUUCGAGGGCGACAUCCAGCAGCUGUUGAUCUCCUCGGAUCCACAGGCGGCCUUCGACUAUUGCCAGCACUACAGCCCGGACUGCGACACUCCCAUCCCCGAGCACCCCCAGGGUCAGGAACCCAGCGUCAAGGAGUAUUACUAUGAUGAAGAUUACGAGUACUAUGAUUAUUACGAGGAGUUUCAGACACAGGCUCCACAGGCGGUGGGGGUGAGCGAGACGGCUGUUCCGGGGCAGGAUCUGACUGACCCAGCUCUCUACGAAGAAGAGGUUGUGUAUGAGACAUACACGGAGGGCCAGGAGGCUACUGAUGCCCUCGUCACAAGCGAGGUUCCUCAGGUCAUCGAGAGUGAGGUGACUCAGCAAGAGGAGGAAGAGGUGCCCACUGCCCCAACCAAGGGCGACCUGGGGCUGUCCAAGGAGUAUUUCACAAGAGAGGACGUGAACCCGGGUGACCCCGGUUAUGACUAUGACUACGUUUAUCAGGACUAUUACGAGGAGCCCACGGCGGAGAUUGGCCCGGGACUUGCCGUGGAAACAGAGGUGCACACGGAAGGAGUGGCGCUCGCUGGUCUGAAGGGAGAGAAGGGAGAGCCUGCAGUGGUCGAGCCCGGGAUGCUGGUUGAAGGUCCCCCUGGUCCAGAAGGCCCUGCGGGUCUGCAGGGUCCACCAGGUCCUCAAGGCCCUCAGGACCCUGGGCCGGCGGGAGAUCCGGGAGAGAGGUGCUGAGGCAGGAAUGGACGACCCGGACUUCCCGGUGCAGACGGGCUGCCCGGACCCCCAGGAACAUCACUCAUGUUGCCGUUCAGGUUCGGUGCCAGCGGUGGGGACAAGGGUCCGGUGGUCUCGGCUCAGGAGGCUCAGGCACAGGCCAUCCUACAGCAGGCCCGGUUGGCUCUCCGAGGACCAGCGGGACCCAUGGGCUUUACGGGAAGACCAGGACCCGUGGGGAGUCCCGGAUCAAUGGGCAUGAAGGGAGACCGAGGGGAUAUGGGUCCACAGGGUCCGCGAGGUGCCCAAGGACCACCAGGUCCCACUGGGAAGCCCGGCGGAGGGUGAGGUCGAGCCGGAGCUGAUGGAGCCAGGGGGAUGCCUGGUGAGCCAGGAAUCAAGGGCGACCGGGGCUUUGACGGACUGCCGGGUCUGCCAGGAGAGAAGGGGAACCGGGGAGAGCCAGGUGCACAAGGACCAAUAGGGCUUCCUGGGGAAGAUGGAGAGAGGGGCGAUGACGGAGAAGUUGGACCCAGAGGGUUACCAGGGGAAACGGGACCAAGAGGACUCCUCGGACCCAAAGGACCUCCUGGGCUACAGGGACCUCCUGGUGUUCGCGGAAUGGAUGGUCCGCACGGUCCCAAGGGAAACCAGGGGCCACAAGGAGAACCAGGACCACCUGGUCAGCAAGGGGUCCACGGAGCCCAGGGUAUACCUGGUCCUCAGGGAGCCAUGGGACCUCCAGGUCAGAAGGGUCCGACUGGGAAGCCUGGUCUGCCCGGAAUCCCUGGUGCUGAUGGUCCUCCUGGUCAUCCAGGCAAAGAAGGUCCAUCGGGUUCCAAAGGCAACCAGGGUCCGUCAGGUCCUCAGGGUCCGAUUGGCUAUCCUGGUCCACGUGGUGUGAAGGGAUCAGAGGGAAUCCGAGGGCUGAUGGGGCACAAAGGAGAAAAGGGUGAAGAUGGCUUCCCGGGCUUCAAGGGAGACAUGGGUCUCAAGGGUGAAAGAGGCGAGAUCGGGCCGAGUGGCCCCCGAGGGGAGGACGGACCUGAAGGGCCCAAAGGUCGAGUGGGACCUCCAGGUGACCCAGGUCCAAUAGGUGCGACAGGUGAGAAGGGUAAGCUUGGAGUACCUGGUCUUCCCGGAUACCCAGGACGUCAGGGUCCCAAGGGUUCUCUCGGUUUCCCAGGAUUCCCAGGCACCAACGGCGAGAAAGGUGCUCGGGGUCUGCAAGGCAAGUUGGGACAAAGAGGGCAACGUGGACCCACGGGACCACGAGGUCAACGGGGCCCAAGAGGAGCGACUGGCAAACCAGGUGCUAAGGGAACCUCAGGAACCGACGGUCCUCCAGGUCCUUCCGGAGAAAGGGGACUUCCUGGACCUCAAGGACCCACUGGAUUCCCAGGACCAAAAGGACCUCCUGGACCUCCAGGAAAGGAUGGGCUCCCCGGACACCCUGGACAGAGAGGAGAAGUGGGUUUCCAAGGCAAGACUGGCCCUCCUGGACCUCCUGGCGUGGUUGGACCUCAGGGCUCCACCGGUGAAUCGGGACAAAUGGGAGAGAGGGGACACCCCGGACCUCCUGGGCCACCCGGGGAACAAGGACUUUCUGGCCCAUCUGGGAAAGAAGGCACAAAGGGUGACCCUGGUCCUCCUGGAGGCCCAGGCAAAAAUGGACCCCCUGGACUGAGAGGCUUCCCCGGUGAGAUUGGAUUGCCUGGAACUCCGGGCGCACCCGGAUUGAAGGGCAGUCAGGGGCCACCGGGACCACCCGGCCCAGCUGGCUCCCUAGGUGUGCGAGGGAAGGCGGGACCAGGUGGUCCCAUCGGUCUCCCAGGACGUCCCGGACCUCAGGGACCACCCGGCCCUGCUGGAGAGAAAGGAGUGCCGGGCGAGAAGGGCCCGGUUGGACCGGCUGGUCGAGACGGCGUCCAGGGCCCAGUCGGUCUUCCAGGACCUGCGGGUACUCCGGGAGGUCCCGGCGAGGAUGGCGACAAGGGUGAGGUCGGCGAACCAGGACAUAAAGGAAGGAAGGGUGACAAAGGUGAACAUGGUCCACCGGGUCCCCCUGGUCCAAUUGGUCCUGUUGGUCAACCGGGCCCUGCUGGCGCAGACGGUGAGCCCGGACCCAGAGGCCAGCAAGGUCACUUUGGACAGAAGGGAGACGAAGGUCCACGAGGUUUCCCGGGUUCACCUGGUCCAAUUGGUCUGCAGGGAAUGCCUGGUCCUUCAGGGGAGAAGGGGGAGACUGGUGACGUUGGUCCCAUGGGUCCACCAGGUCCCCCGGGUCCAAGAGGCCCAGCUGGUCCAUCCGGAGCAGACGGUCCCCAAGGUCCUCCUGGUGGUCUCGGUAACCCAGGGUCUAUUGGUGAGAAGGGCGAAGCUGGCGAAUCCGGCGCUCCAGGAAUCCAAGGUGUUCCCGGCAGCAGGGGUCCAAAAGGUGAAAGAGGAGAGAGAGGAGAGACUGGACAACCAGGCGCUUCUGGGCCACCUGGUAUCAAAGGACCCACUGGUGACGAUGGGCCCAAAGGCAAUCCUGGACCUGUUGGUUUCCCCGGUGAUCCUGGUCCUCCUGGAGAAGUUGGCCCACGUGGUCACGAUGGUGCUAAAGGUGAAAGGGGAGAAACUGGCGAGCAAGGGCAGGCCGGGUCUCCAGGUCCGACCGGAGAAGUGGGUCCACCAGGUCCUCCUGGGAAGAGGGGUCCAGCCGGAGCUCGUGGUCCCGAGGGUCGAGAGGGAGAGAAAGGCAAGAAGGGUGAACCCGGUGCAGUAGGACCUCACGGGAAGACUGGACCCGUUGGCCCCCAGGGGCCAGCAGGAAAGCAAGGUCCCGAAGGUCUCCGUGGUAUCCCUGGUGCUGUGGGUGAACAAGGAACCCCUGGAGUCCCAGGACAAGUUGGUCCUCCUGGCCCAAUGGGUCCCCCUGGUUUGCCGGGUUUGAAGGGAGAUGGUGGUGCCAAGGGAGAGAAGGGUCACCCUGGUCUCAUUGGAUUGAUCGGACCUCCAGGAGAACAGGGGGAGAAGGGAGAUCGAGGACUCCCUGGUCCGCAGGGACCAGUGGGUCUUAAAGGAGACGAUGGUAUUCCUGGUGCCACUGGCCCCAUAGGUCCUGCAGGUCCCCCUGGUUUACCGGGUGUUCCUGGUCCUAAAGGUUCGAAAGGUUCCAUGGGCACGGCUGGACCUAAAGGAGAGCGAGGUGUUCCUGGUCCUCCAGGUGUUCCUGGUCCUCCAGGGGAAGUCAUCCAGCCACUCCCCAUCCAGAGGCGCAAGAAGAGCAAGCGCUCAGUGUCCAUAGACGGGAGCAAGCCCCUGCCGGACCAGCGGAUGAUGGCCGAUGAGAUCCUCGAUUACGCCGACGGGAUGGAGGAGAUCUUCGGGUCGCUGAACUCGCUGAAGGUGGAGAUUGAGCAGAUGAGGCACCCGAUCGGCACGAAGGAGCACCCAGCCCGCACUUGCAGGGACCUGCAGAUCUGUCACGAGGACUACAAGGAUGGUGAAUAUUGGAUCGACCCCAACCAGGGCUGUGCGGCUGAUUCCUUCAAGGUUUACUGUAACUUUACUGCGGGAGGAGAGACUUGCAUCUUCCCAGACAAGAAAUCCUCAGGGGUGAAGAUGUCCUCAUGGAACAAUGAAUAUCCCGGGGCCUGGUUCAGUGAGUUUAAAGGAGGAGCACAGUUGUCCUAUGUGGAUGCGGACAACAACCCCAUUGGCGUUGUCCAGAUGACCUUCCUGCGAUUACUAAGUGUGGCAGCACGCCAGAACUUCACCUACCACUGCCACCGCUCUGUUGCCUGGUACCACACGGCAGCCGACAGCUACGACAAGGCCAUGCGGUUCCUGGGCGCCAACGAUGAGGAGAUGUCCUUCGACAACAACCCAUACAUCAAGGCCAUCGUGGAUGGCUGUGCGCUGAGGAAGGGCAGCGACAAGACGGUCCUGGAGAUCUACACUCCGCAGGUAGAACAGAUGCCGUUCGUCGACGUGCUCUUCACUGACUUCACCGAGCCCAACCAGAAGUUCGGAUUCGAUGUAGGACCUGUUUGUUUCCAGGGCUAAAAUUCACCCAGCCCCCACCAUGACCAGUGUCACUAUCGACCUCACUGACCCCCCCCCCACCCCCCACUGACCCCCUCACCCCAGCCCAACUGAGCAACGUCCCACGAGAAGGAGGAAGUCUCAUGUUCUCACCUGACCGAAGAUGCGAAGAACUGUU